UUUUUUCGGGAGUAAGAAAUGAAUCUGGCCCAAACGUGAUGCCUUUACUGCAUUGCUAGAUUUUUCCUUACAGCGGAAGUUGCGAGUCCUCUCCCAGUCUGAGCUUGCAUGACUUCACCCAGCAAUGGGAAGAAGUAGGUGGUUGAUCAUUUGGGAAAGCCCUCUUUUUCUUGGACUGCUGACGCGUACAAGAGUCUACGGGCUGCCCAGAAGCGAAGCAGCAUUUUCAUCUUCACCACAUUCCACCAUGUUACUUCAUGUUUUAGUCUUAGCAGCCUUGACUUCCCGGGCUGAGUGUUACUUUGUUGAAGAAAAGUUCCCGGAGGAGUCCGGGAUGCAGCCUCCCACCGUGGUGAUCGCGAUCAUAGCCAGGAAUGCGGCGCAUUCCCUGCCGUACUACCUCGGAGCUCUGGAGAGACUCAACUACCCCAAAGACCGCAUCUCUGUGUGGGCCGCGACAGAUCACAACUCAGACAACACCACAGCCAUUCUGAGAGAGUGGCUCACUGUCAUGCAGAGAUUCUACCAUUACGUUGAGUGGAGGCCAAUGGACCAGCCGACGUCUUAUGCGGGGGAGUUUGGUCCAAAGCACUGGCCCAACAGCAGAUAUGAGUAUGUGAUGAAACUGAAGCAGGCAGCUCUCAACUUUGCCAGAAAACGCUGGGCUGACUACAUAUUGUAUGCUGACACAGACAACAUCCUCACCAACCCAGAAACCCUCAACCUGAUGAUUGCAGAGAACAAGUCGGUCAUCGCUCCCAUGUUAGACUCCCCGGGAGCGUAUUCCAACUUUUGGUGCGGUAUCACACCGCAGGGUUAUUAUCGACGAACAGCGGAAUACUUCCCGACACGUUACCGCCACAGACACGGCUGCUACCCCGUGCCGAUGGUCCACAGCACCCUGCUGCUGGAUCUGAGGAAGGAAGGCAUGAAGAAACUGGCUUUCUACCCUCCUCAUGAAGACUACUCAUGGCCCUAUGACGACAUCAUCGUUUUUGCAUUUUCCUGCCGCGCUGCAGAGGUCCAGAUGUACGUGUGCAACAAGGAGCGCUAUGGCUACCUAAACGUUCCCGGCAAACCUCAUUUCACGCUGGAGGACGAUUGUCUCAACUUUGUCCAUGUCCAUCUGGAGUCACUGAUUGAUGGGCCCGCCAUGUAUCCUUCUCGAUACGUUCACAUGUUCCCAAAGCAGAGAGACCUGGUAGGGUUUGAUGAGAUCUAUCUGAUUAACCUGCGACGCCGGCCUGACCGCAGAGACAGGAUGCUGUACUCCCUAAACGAGCUGGAGGUUGACGUCAAAGUGGUAGAUGCUAUAGAUGGAAAUGCACUGAACAGCAGCGACAUUAAGUUCCUGGGUGUCGACUUGCUGCCGGGUUACUAUGACCCGUUCUCUGGACGCACACUGACCAAAGGAGAGGUGGGCUGCUUCCUCAGCCACUAUUACAUCUGGAAGGAGGUUGUGGACAUGCAAAUGGACAAAGCCCUGAUCUUUGAGGAUGACGUUCGCUUCGAGGCAAACUUCAAGCGACGAGUGCUCAGGUUAAUGGAAGAGGUGGAGCAGGUGGAGCUGGACUGGGACUUAAUAUAUCUUGGCAGGAAGCAAGUGAAUCCUGGAAAGGAGGCGGCGGUGGAGAACGUUCGGAACCUGGUGGUGGCCGACUAUUCGUACUGGACUCUGUCCUACGCCAUCUCUCAGCAGGGAGCCCAGAAACUGCUCAAUGCUGAGCCGCUCUCUAAGAUGCUCCCUGUCGAUGAAUUCCUCCCCAUCAUGUAUGACAAACAUCCCAAUGAGGACUACAAGUCCCAUUUCCCCAACAGAAACCUGCAAGCCUUCAGCACACGCCCCCUUCUGGUACAGCCAUGUCAAUACGCCGGCGAUCCUGAGUGGGUGAGUGACACAGAGACCUCCACGCUGUGGGAUGAUGACUCAGUAAGGACUGAUUGGAGAGGCUCCCAUAAAACACUGAAGGGGGCUGCGCCACCGCCUGAGAUGCUGUCUGCCUCCUACAGGGACGAACUUUAGUGCCGGGACGCUGGGAGGUCAGAAAGAUGGACGCUGAGGGGACAACAUGAUGUCAGACUUAAUAUCAGUCGGUUUGAUGAGGCAGACAUGCUCAUUGUCCUAAGAGCUGGACCUUUUCCAUUUUUAUUGUUGUAGAGGGUGUGUGGUACUCCAUGGAUGAUCUUUGGGGUUAUUUAUUGACUCACUCUGUAGCAGCAUGCUUUAAAUGUUAUGCAGAAACUUGCACAACAAAUUUCCUCAAUCAGUUCAGAGUUUUUAAAGUUUUUAUUGUUACUUCUUCUUUGAUGGGUGUGAAAGAAAUUGUGUGUUUCAUGUGUGCCUGUGGUGACUGUAUAUCCAGAAAACGGAUCUCACAGCGUUUGUCCCUAAGUCUGUCAAAAAGUCGGAGGAUUCCAUUUCCUUUUUAGUGUAAACAAUUUGUAUUGUAAUUUUUUAGGUAUUUUUUUUAUUCCAGUGGAACUGUUGACAGACAGAACUGCACCUACUACUAAGCUCUACAUGGUAACAGUUUCCACAGUGAAAGCUUCGACAUGUGAUGGUUCAGAACUCUUAUGAGUGAUUCGAGAUUGGAUUCAUCAAAUAUUGUGUUUUUACUCACACAUACUGAAUGCUACAGAGAAUUUUUAGGAAGCGUUUCUUAAAAAGGUAAAGUUUUGUUAUUUACAGAGUCAAAUUGGUAAUUUAAACUUAACAAAUCGUGGGUUACUAUAAUUUUUAAUAUUUACAAAAAAAAGAAAAAAUAUUUUAUUCUUAAAAAUUGUUCAAUUUUAUUGUGAUCUGGACUUAUAGUGGUUAUUAUUUUAAAUUAAAUAAAACAUCAGAAUUAUUUAAGGCAGCCAAGAUUUUCUAAAUAUUUAUGUUUUUUAAAUUGAUAACAAACAUCGAUACAUGUUUCUUAACACUUCUGCUGAGGUUAGAAGUGUUUAUUUUUUAUGUUAAACGGACUUGAUAUGGGUUUAGGAACUACAUAAAACAUUUACAGUAGCAUUUAUGAGCCAUUUGAAUUACAUAAAUGAGUUUUGACUAAACUUGUACAUUUAUUUUCUACACCUAAACAUGUGUAGGGACCUAUUUUCUGUUUCAAUUGUUUCUGAUAAUCAAUAAUUAGCAGAAAUUAUUAUUAGUUUAAUUUAUUGAGUCUUUAAUGAUGUGUCUUACUGAUGAAUCAAGACUUAUUCUUCUGGCUGUGUUUUUUCUCUCCCUUAUUCAUGUUUUAAUGUGGGGUGUAUGUAACAUUUAUCAUUUUAAAGUGACAAACAGG
Molecule: messenger RNA, 3284 nt
Organism: Xiphophorus maculatus (southern platyfish)
Lineage: Eukaryota; Metazoa; Chordata; Actinopteri; Cyprinodontiformes; Poeciliidae
Gene: cercam
Product: probable inactive glycosyltransferase 25 family member 3
Exons: 12
Coding region: 125-2023 (632 amino acids)
Source: RefSeq, a predicted model, not a curated record